AUGGGUAUUUCCAGAGACUCCCGUCACAAGCGUUCCGCUUCGGGCGCCAAGCGUGCCUACUACCGGAAGAAGCGCGCUUUCGAGCUUGGCCGCCAGCCUGCCAACACCCGUAUUGGUGCCAAGCGUGUCCACGUCGUCCGCACCCGCGGCGGCAACCACAAGUACCGUGCCCUCCGCCUCGACUCCGGUAACUUCGCCUGGGCCUCGGAGGGAUGCACCCGCAAGACCCGUGUCAUCGGUGUCGCCUACCACCCUUCCAACAACGAGCUGGUCCGCACCAACACCCUGACCAAGUCCGCCGUCGUCCAGAUCGAUGCCGCUCCUUUCCGUCAGUGGUACGAGGCCCACUACGGCCAGAGCAUCGGCCGGAGACGCCAGCAGAAGCAGGGCAAGGAGGCCGCUGAGGAGGUCAAGAAGAGCAAGUCGGUCGAGAAGAAGCAGGCCGCCCGCUACGCCGCCGAGGGCAAGGUCGAGGGUGCCAUCGAGAAGCAGUUCGAGGCCGGUCGUCUGUAUGCCGUUGUCUCCAGCAGGCCCGGCCAGUCCGGCCGCUGCGACGGUUACAUCCUGGAGGGCGAGGAGCUUGCCUUCUACCAGCGCAAGCUGCACAAGUAG
Thyridium curvatum is the source of this 612-nucleotide messenger RNA. RefSeq lists its product as uncharacterized. Gene Ontology annotation, cellular component: ribosome; cytosolic small ribosomal subunit. Gene Ontology annotation, biological process: maturation of SSU-rRNA from tricistronic rRNA transcript (SSU-rRNA, 5.8S rRNA, LSU-rRNA); translation. Bases 1 to 612 code for a protein of 203 amino acids. Gene Ontology annotation, molecular function: structural constituent of ribosome. The transcript has 2 exons. The record is from RefSeq and is a predicted model, not a curated record. Lineage: Eukaryota; Fungi; Ascomycota; Sordariomycetes; Thyridiales; Thyridiaceae.